Messenger RNA from Xiphophorus maculatus (southern platyfish), 2681 nucleotides. Its product is annotated as zinc finger protein 391-like. Gene Ontology annotation, biological process: regulation of transcription by RNA polymerase II. Lineage: Eukaryota; Metazoa; Chordata; Actinopteri; Cyprinodontiformes; Poeciliidae. The record is from RefSeq and is a predicted model, not a curated record. The transcript is spliced from 2 exons. Gene Ontology annotation, cellular component: nucleus. Bases 75 to 1514 code for a protein of 479 amino acids. Gene Ontology annotation, molecular function: RNA polymerase II cis-regulatory region sequence-specific DNA binding; DNA-binding transcription factor activity, RNA polymerase II-specific.
UCGAAGAAGAAUUGUGCAUGGCCUAAGCUAGAAAACUGCUGCAUUGUCCCAUUCCUGCUAAUAUUUCAGCAACCAUGUCUUCAGCUCAGCAUCUCAGAGAGUUUAUCAGAGAGAGACUAACUGCUGCUGCUCAAGAAAUCUUCACCGAGGUUGAAAAAACCAUCAUUUGCUACGAGGAAGAGCUCGAUGCUCAGCGCAGGAUGAUGGGGAUCAACUGGAAACCAGAAAUUAAGCUACACAGAGUCGGUUCGGAGCUGCAGAGACAAAGUUCUGACCUCCAACAGCCAAGUGUCUCCAAUGAGGAAGAAGCUUCUGCCAUCCAACAAGUCUGUAGCCUGGCAAGUAGGUCCAGUCAGGACCAGAAAGAAGCAGAACAUCAGUGGACUGAAGAGGUACAGAUGGAACCAGAACCAAAAUGGAUUAAAGAAGAAGAGGAGGAACCAGAACCUGCACUGCUCAAACAUGAGGAAUUGGAUUAUCCACUAACAAAUGUAAAAAAAGAGGAGUUGGAUUGUUCAGUGCUUCAACAUGAACAGCAGCCACCAGAACAUUUACCAACUGGACAGGACCAGAAGAACCUCUGCAGCAGUCAGGAGGGAGAGCAGCUUGUCCAGAAGCAGUUUGCUGCUUUGACUGAGACUUCUACUCUUCAGGAAGAUGAUGUGAAUGAAGAAGAGAGAAGAACAGAGCAGCUUUCCCUACAUAUCUCUCCAGUGGUUGAGAGCAAAGAUCAGGAAGGAAGCAGCUCCUCUGUGUCAGAGAGUCAGUCUGGUACCAGUACAAAGAAAAGAUCUUUCAAAUGUGACAUUUGUGGGAGAUGUUUCCCACAACAGAGUAAUUUUUUAAACCAUUACAGAACUCACACUGGUGAGAGACCUUUUUCAUGCCACUCAUGUGGAAAAGGUUUUUCUCAUAUUAGUAAUUUUUAUCGUCACAAGAAAAUUCAUACAGGUGAGAGGCCUUUUUUAUGUGAAACAUGUGGAGAAAGUUUCUCUAAUAUGAGAAAUGUAAUUCGUCACAAGAAAAUUCAUACAGGUGAGAGGCCUUUUUCAUGUGAAACAUGUGGAAAAAGUUUCUCUAAUAUGAGAAAUGUAAUUCGUCACAAGAAAAUUCAUACAGGUGAGAGGCCUUUUUCAUGUGAAACAUGUGGAAAAAGUUUCACUAAUAUGACAAAUGUAAUUCGUCACAAGAAAAUUCAUACAGGUGAGAGACCUUUUUCAUGCCAGUCUUGUGGAAAAAGUUUCUCUCGAAUUAGUCAUUUAAAUGACCACAAGAAAUUUCAUACCGGCGAGAGACCUUUUUCAUGCCAGUCUUGUGGAAAGAGUUUCACUCAACGUAGUGAUUUAAAUCGUCACAAGAAAAUUCAUACUGGGGAGAGACCUUUUUCAUGCCAGUCUUGUGGAAAACGUUUCAUUCGAAUUAGUCAUUUAAAUCGUCACAAGAAAAUUCAUACUGGGGAGAAACCUUUUCAUGCCAGUCAUGCAGAAAGAAUUUCACUCGUCUUAGAAACUUAAAUCAUCACAAGAUAAGUCAUACAGGUCAGGUGAGAAGGGUUCUCAUGAUAAACAAUAAAUCAAUCAGCAGUAAAUAAAUAUAUGCUUAAUAAUAAAAUGAUGGCUAUAAUAUUACUUGUUUGUUUUUAUCGUCUCUCCUUCUACAAAGAAACUGGAUGAGAAAAGGUUUCACUCCCGUGCCUCCUGCUAUUCCCUCCCUCUCAUUUUAUUGGUAGCGGCUAAACACACAGUGACCUAAAAGCGUCAAUUUACUUCCACUCUGGCUGAACCGAACACCUGGCACACGAUAGCGAUAACAAAAAAAGAUGAAAGGUUUCCAACUUUCUUGCAUAGCCUCUAUAACUGUAUGAGCUAGAAAUGUCACAUGCAUGAAUUGUGUCUUUUGCUCAGCUGGAUGAGAGCUAGCGACUGUCGUCUCACUAUGCAAUCUCCAUAAGAGGGAGAAGCGCCGUCUCCUGUCAUCGUGUGACCAUUACUUCAGUUACCUGCUGGGCUCCUUGUCUCCUACCACACAGUGUAGCAUAAAGCCUGGUGAGGAGGAGCAAGAGGUCUGGGAGCCUCUUGGAUUCAAACUACAGUCUAUCCAUGUUUCUUAUAGACAAAGUUACUGAUAAAGAGAAACCCUUUCAUUUGUCCUUUUCUUUUUUUCUCCUCUUUGAAAACCUGGAUGUUAUUUUCUUGGCUGCAUUGUUCCAGUCAGUCGUUGUAGUCUUUGGCUGCUGCUGAACACUGUUGCCUACAAGUUCACUAAGCAGGAGCAAACCAUUUAAUACAGAUCCACAGGGCUGUUCAGUAGAUAUGGAUCUUUGCUUUUUGAUCUGGGAAUGGUAACUUUUAAUUUUUACUGCUAAAAACAAGUAAAACAAAAAAUUAUAUUAUAGACAGAGGCAGUAAUAUUUGUUCUAUUUAUAUAAAAAAAUAAACCCCUGUCGGUCAAAAGCCUUUGGGAUUAUCAUAACCAUGAGUAGCAUACCAACUUUUAAUGUUUUCCUGAAGAAUUUCAUGUAAAAAUUUGUGCUGAUUGAAUGUAUUAAACAACUUCACAACUGCAACAUAUGGUGAAAUUAGAUAUUUCUAACAUUUUUAACUAUUAGUCAUUGUUUAUCUGCCUUGUGAUGUUUUUUACUUGAUGAUUUGUGUAUUUAUUUUUUUUCUAAAUUGGAUGGA